AUGAGCACAGAGCCGGAGGGAAGGUCUGAGGCUCGGGAGCAGCAGACCUGUGCCCUUGCACAGCUGGUGAAGAAGUCCUCCGUUCCUUCUCUGUCCCUACCACCCCUCCUUAUCUCAGGAUGCCAGGCAGACGUGCAGGUCUCUGUCCCAGCUGUCACAGAGGUUCUCCUUGGGGACCCGGUGCCCAUUUUGUGUACACACACGGUGACCGGCGGCGAUGACUUCCUUCUGGUGGAAUGGUUCAUUACGGACAAGAACGGGGAGCUGCGACGGGUGGCCUAUAGCGACCAGGGUCAGCAGGGGGUGGACCAGGACACGGAGUACACGGGUCGCAUCUCCAUGGACCCCAACCACAGCCUGGUCAUCCAAGCCGCUGCAGUGGCUGACGAGAGGGCCUUCUCCUGCCAGGUGACGAGCUCGUCCGGGAGCGGAAUGGGAGUGACCCAGCUCAAGGUGUACGACCCACCUGAGCUCCCGGAGCUCACGCAAAACUCCAGGACCCUCUCAGUGACUGAGAAGCACGCCUCAGAGAUUGCGACGUGCUCCAGCAGAAAUGCCAACCCGGUUCCAGUCAUCUUCUGGUACAAAGACGACCGCCUUCUGAAUGCCUCCACCGAGCGGAAUAAGGAUCUGUAUGUGGUGUCACGGACAGUGAAAGAGGCCUCGGGACUCUUCUCCAUCUCCAGUACGUUGUACCUGCGCGUGAACAAGGCUGACAAGGACUCCAAGUUCCACUGCAAAGUCAACUACUCGAUGCCGCUUGGGAAAGUCAAGAGUGCUGCGACCGAGGCGUUCAAGCUGCGGGUGCACUACUACACGGAGAAUGUGCGCUUCGAGCUGGAUUCUCCGAAGGUCAUCAAAGAGGGGGACGACGUUUGGCUGCAGUGCAAGGCGGAUGGGUUCCCCGAACCCGAGUACUACUUUGCUAAGUUACAGAACCAGACGAUGGGAGUCGAGCUGGACCUGGGCUCCAACUCCUCCGGAGCCUUGCGGCUCCCUCAGGUCACCAAGGCGGACAGUGGCAUAUACCGGUGCCAAGUGCUCGACUUCGACAGCCCCGAAGAGGUGGACCUGGAGCAGGAGGUGAACAUCUCCGUGAACUAUCUGGAUCCGCUGGUCGUGAGCCCGAACAAAACGGUGGCGGCCAACUUGAGCACGGAGCUGGAACUGGCCUGCGCGGGGACCGGCUCCCGGACGCCCACGCUGUCGUGGUGGAAGGACAACAAGCCGGUGGGCGACGGGGAGACCCUGGUCCUGCCUCCACUCGCCUACCACAUGGCCGGCAUGUACACCUGCAAGGCCUCUGUGCCGGGCAUCCCAGGCCUGCAGCGGGAGGAGUCGGUCCAGCUCAUUGUGGAAGGGAGGCCGGAGAUGGAGCAGCGCCAGUCCACGACCCUUUACCACAGCCUGGGCCAGACGGUGGUGCUCACCUGCUCAGCCUCCGGCCAUCCUCAGCCGCAGAUUAAAUGGAGCGCACCUGGGCAGGAGUCUCUGAGACACUCCGCGAACAAAGUCACUGCCGAACUCUCCUUGGAGGUGACCCCUGAGCUGGCCCAGAACGGCGUCAAGUGCCGGGCAGAGAACAGUUACGGCCUGGCUGAGCAGACUUUCCGGCUCGAAACUGUUUCCCCAACAGCAUCUGCUCCCCCAGUGCCAGCAGUGGACAGCGACGAGAGCCAGGGCGGCAGCACGGUGGCCGUCAUCGCCGUGUGCGUCUGUGUCCUGCUGCUGCUCCUCAUCGUGGCCUUCUUCUACUUCAUGCAACGCCGUGGCCAGCUGCCCUGCGGCGGGGGCGAGAAGAGAUCCUUGACUCCCAAGGAAGGGAACCCGGAGGACACGGUGGUGGAGAUGAAGACAGACAAGCGGAAUGAGCAGACGGGGCUGCUGAGCCCCGGGGGGGCCGGUGGCGGGACAAAUGAGCACUGCUGAGAGUCGAGCCCAGAGUGGUCCCGUUCCAGAGGAACCCCCGCCUGCUCUGCACCGCCUGCCACGGACGAAGAGGGUGCCCUGCCGGGACUGUGCGACGGGACGGCGGUUCUUCAGGCCCUCCCUUCCGCGAGGGGCAGGACUCAUCCGUUCCUCUAGACUUCUGCUGUGGGAGACGCAAGGGUUGUCUGUACUGCCACUUUUUCCUCCUCCUCAAGAACGCCUGAUUUUGUGUUGUGUUUUCAAGAAAAACUGACGUAUGCCCAGGCCCUUCCGAUACAAGUGGACGUACAUCAGUGCACCGGUUCUUCGCGGUCUCUGCGCAUCACACAUGCAUGCGUCGAGUCUGUUCGGGGAGAUUCCAAAGCUAAGUCAUUAGGGUUCAGUAGGAGCCCCUUCCUCCUCUCACAUAUCCUCACACCUGCCAACACCUGCGUACCUGUUGCCUACCUGUGAACAUGGACUAACCCACGCAAGCACUUCGGCCAGUAGCAUGAAAACACAGCCCUAGAAGCAAAUCCGCCCGUGCCACUGGCUCCACCCUUUUCUGUUAUGUUGCUCUUUCUACCGCCUCUCCGCCAGCUCACUUGUGAUUAAAAGGGAGGUUAUUUUUGUAAGUCCUCCCAACCUGGUCACUCGGGGGCAGUUCCAGCUUGCCCCUGGGCAAGUGUGUGUUGUUGGCACUCCUGUGAUGAGACCUGUGCACCCGUGCUUCUGUAUGCACGCACAACUUCUGCAUGCACAGCACAAAACGCGCACCACGGUGCUCUCGGUGGCCACGCACCAGGCGCUGCUUUUUCACGCCGAGUCGCCUGCUGUGGCAGCGUGACCGUGGGGCCCUCCUUCUUGCAUGUGCGCAGUAGCAUGCGUGUGUGAACACGUCCCGUCCAGAUACCUGUGUGUACACCCAUGCUGCUAAACAGUCAUGUAUGCAUGCACACCUAGCAUCCUCCAAACACCUGCCGGCCACCUGCCUUUCCACUGAGUACGCAGAUCCGUGUUCACGGCUCCCCCCCCCCCCAUUUUUCCACACGUGCCCCCCAACCUACUGGGGCUGCCAGCUCUUGACUGGGCCCCUCAGACGGCCCCUUGUGUGGCUGUUUGAUCUGCCACACGGAAGACGCAGGAGCGCCAUUGCCGUCUGGUGCAACACGCUUCCACGGCCGGCUUCUGCAGCGUAAUGCUCUGUGCAAGGUGCAGGACUGGGCCAGGCCGGUGGGGUAUGUUCUCCCCUAGUCCUGUUAGCAGCCCUUAAACACCCACGCAUCUUUCCGUCUGGCACCCAUGUGCCAUGAGCACAAGCCGACGAUUUCAGUGCAGGGUUCACACCUGGAUUAGCAAAGAAACUGAGCACGUCAGAGGGGCCUCCUGGGCCAUCUAGUCUGACCCCUGGCUCCAGCUGGCUCGGCUCAUGACCUGCCCUGUAUUAAGUUCUGCAUCUCUCCCUGGCCAGCUUGUGAAGAAAGCUGCUUUCCCCACAUAGGCUUCCCUUGAUAUUCGUCACCAUGGGAGCCCCCAUAACUUCGGGGGUUCAGGGACCGGGACUUCAAGACAGGCUCAGCUGCAACGGUAUCCCUCCCGCCCUCCCUCCCGCCACCAGCUGGGGAACAAAGAAGCCACCCCAAACACCUCAUCGUUUCCCGCAGCAGCUCAUCCGUGCCAGUUGCGGCCCCUCGCUCGCUGCUGCUCCCACGAUGACGUCCGCCUCUGCGCAUGGAGACCCCCCCCCCGACCUUCAGGGAUGGCCUGAUCUUGCGCUUCCAGCAUUGUGCUUCCCUUCCUUGAAAUGUAUUGUUUUUAUAUGGCAUUUUUGUCUGUCCGAGAUAGGCCUGCUGGGGUUUGUAGUCUUCCCCCCGCCCCCGGUCCUCGUGUGUGUCUGCAUCUUUCUCUCUUGCACUGUCUGGUCAAGACACUGGCUUUUGGGGGGAGUUGGGGCUAUCUUUUUUUAAAGGUGUAGUAUAUUUAAUGGUGGUGCAUCCUAGAGAAUAGGCCAAGACUGGAGCUAUGGCAGCGGGGAGACCCGGGGAGGUGCUGAGCAAUAUCUGGGGCUACACUGAUCACAAAGUUCUUUAAAAGAAGCAUUUUCACAGGGACAGAUGCUCCCAUUUCCUCCUUGAACGGCAGCUGGGAAAACACCUGGACUCCCUCCCAUCCGGUGGCUCUCCUUUUCCUAACAAGGGAUGGAGUUGUGUUUGUGUUGCACACCCCACUGACCAAAACCUCCCCUUUAAAGCUUGCCCUUCCCCUGCCUUUUCACCCUACCUGUUUUUAUGUUUAGGGUUGCCCACUUUAAAAAAACCCAAACAAACACAGCAAUGGCCCUGUUGCUCCAUGGAUCACGGGAGCUUGAUCUGCUGCUUUAAAGCUCCUUUUCUUGCUGGAGGGAUAGUGCUAAUUGCCUGCACUGAGCAGGGGGUUGAACGAGGGGGUCUCCAAGACCUCUUCGGUUGUGGUUCUAAGGCCUGGUUUGCAAGCAGUGGCAACCCAAGCAUGGGCCCCAUAGGGGUGGUUGGAGCCUGCUGUUGUCACGACAGGCAAACCUGGAAAGAAGGAUGAGUGAACAGGACAGUUCAGGAAGAGAGCCAAUGUUUUAUGGAUGGGUUGUGAACCCUGGGUUGCUUGAACCAUGGUUGUCCUUACAUGUGAACUCAGAAUGAGAGGUUGUUCAUGGGUUGUUUUGUGAGGGUACAGAGCUGGCGGGCAAAAGUGAUAAAACCUCACAGUGGCUGUACAUGCCAGUACUACAAAUCCAGAAAGACAUUUGAGGUACAGGGAUGGGGGGAAGGAGGGAAACAGGAAAGACUUGAGAACCCAGGAAUUGGGGGAACCCCCCCCCCGCUGCUUUUGCAGUGGUCUGGCAAACAAACCAUGGAUCAACCAGGUAAGGCAACAACCCACAUUCUGUGUUGUUCUGUGCAAACCAAAGCUGUGCAAAGCUCCACCUCCUGAUUUAUGUUCCCUGCAGACCAAGUGGCUCAGGAUUCGGGAGCGGGGCACCCAGGCCGUCCCCCGAGUUCCCCCCGCCCCCGGUGCCAUAGCUCCAGGUUGCCCUCAGAUGUGUGAUGCCUGCUGCCCUUCCCCGGGUUACACUGUACAUUAGCCAUUAAAAGUCUUGUAACCUC
Molecule: messenger RNA, 5048 nt
Organism: Varanus komodoensis (Komodo dragon)
Lineage: Eukaryota; Metazoa; Chordata; Lepidosauria; Squamata; Varanidae
Gene: BCAM
Product: basal cell adhesion molecule (Lutheran blood group)
Exons: 16
Coding region: 1-1929 (642 amino acids)
Cellular component (GO): plasma membrane
Source: RefSeq, a predicted model, not a curated record